Messenger RNA from Polypterus senegalus (gray bichir), 794 nucleotides. RefSeq names its product hypocretin (orexin) neuropeptide precursor (gene hcrt). The transcript has 2 exons. The record is from RefSeq and is a predicted model, not a curated record. Lineage: Eukaryota; Metazoa; Chordata; Cladistia; Polypteriformes; Polypteridae. The coding region runs from base 282 to 794 and encodes 170 amino acids. Gene Ontology annotation, biological process: neuropeptide signaling pathway; feeding behavior.
AGAUCAGUCCUCGAGAUCAGUGAAAAGAAAAAGAAACCUCAUUGCGAAAAUGACAAUGGACCAGAGCUCUAGGAGAGUGCGGUCCUUCGGGGAGCCCGGGUGAUGACAGCAGAGCGGACCUCAUUAAACCAGCCUGGGACAAUUGCGGCCUUUUGUAUCGUCACUCGGGCACAUAGCAAAGGGGUCGCUUAGUUGUGUGGCAGAGAAUAUAAAAAGAAAAGGGGUCGCGGAGGAGAGAGGAGAGUGGAGAGCCAACAGCGAGCUGCCCGCCAUCGAACGACAUGUCCGCCGGUAUGCUGACCACGGAGUCGCUGGGUGCCAAGAGACUCCACAGCUCCCUUCUGUUACUGCUUCUCGCCAUUCUGCUCUGUAACUGCCAGCCCGUCCCCGACUGCUGCCGCCACAAGACCUGCUCCUGCCGAAUCUACGACCUCCUUCACGGCACAGGCAACCACGCCGUGGGCAUAUUGACUUUGGGCAAGAGGAAAACAUCUAGCCAGGCUUACCAGAGCCGGCUCUACCAGCUCCUCCACGGCUCUGGGAACCACGCUGCGGGCAUCCUCACCAUGGGGAGACGGGAGGAAGAAGAGAGCCGAGAUGACAUCGGGAUGGAGGACAGAGAUCCGUACAUCACAUUCCCGUGGUUCCCAGAAUUAUCUGUCCAGGACAGCUCGGUUAGCGCCGACCCUACGCCGUGUGACCACCUUAGCCCCCAACUCACCGGGCCACUCAACGCGGAACCCCCCGUGCAGGACCUUCUGCGGGGGUGCUUUGUGAAGAGGGGUGAGGCGUAG